AUGGACCGCCGCCUCGUCCUCUGCGCCCUCUUCCUCCUGGGGGCCGCCGCCAGCACCGCCCGGGCCUCCGACGUCCUGGAGCUCACCGACGAUAACUUCGAAAAGGUGGCCCCGCAGCACAGCAUCCUGCUCGUGGAGUUCUUCGCCCCCUGGUGAGUGCGGCCCGGAGCAACCAUUGGGCCCCUGAGCUGCCACAUAUAUAGAGCUAUAAUAAGGGGCUCCUGAGCUGCCAUAUAUAUAUAGCUAUAAUAAGGGGCCCCUGAGCUGCCAUAUAUAUAGAGCUAUAAUAAGGGGCUCCUGAGCUGCCAUAUAUAUAGAGCUAUAAUAAGGGGCUCCUGAGCUGCCAUAUAUAUAGCUAUAAUAAGGGGCUCCUGAGCUGCCAUAUAUAUAGAGCUAUAAUAAGGGGCUCCUGAGCUGCCAUAUAUAGAGCUAUAAUAAGGGGCUCCUGAGCUGCCAUAUAUAUAGAGCUAUAAUAAGGGGCCCCUGAGCUGCCAUAUAUAUAGAGCUAUAAUAAGGGGCCCCUGAGCUGCCAUAUAUAUAGCUAUAAUAAGGGGCCCCUGAGCUGCCAUAUAUAUAGCUAUAAUAAGGGGCUCCUGAGCUGCCAUAUAUAUAGAGCUAUAAUAAGGGGCUCCUGAGCUGCCAUAUAUAGAGCUAUAAUAAGGGGCUCCUGAGCUGCCAUAUAUAUAGAGCUAUAAUAAGGGGCCCCUGAGCUGCCAUAUAUAUAGAGCUAUAAUAAGGGGCCCCUGAGCUGCCAUAUAUGAUAUAUGGCUGUAUUGAGGGGGCCCCUGUGCAGCCUGAUAUAUGGCUGUAUUGAGGGGGCCCCUGUGCAGCCUGAUAUAUGGCUGUAUUGAGGGGGCCCCUGUGCAGCCUGAUAUAUGGCUGUAUUGAGGGGGCCCCUGUGCAGCCUGAUAUAUGGCUGUAUUGAGGGGGCCCCUGUGCAGCCUGAUAUAUGGCUGUAUUGAGGGGGCCCCUGUGCAGCCUGAUAUAUGGCUGUAUUGGGUGGGGGGGGGUUCUGAGAGAGGGCUGUCUGUCACAUGUUAUCUCAAACUAGAGUAAAGCCUCUAAUUCUUAGUGUCUUGUAUAAAUGAUGCUCUGUUUGCUUUUCUCUCUCCGUAUAAGGAUUUCUAGAGUAUAUAAUGAUCUGUCAGUGCUGAUAGCAUGUGACAGUGCUUUUUAAUGACAAACUAAUUUAGUUAUAGAGCGAAAUAACCAGUAAUUAAUAUUAUCAUGUUCUGUUACACAGUUUCCUGCUGAUAACACAGAUCUAUUCUCUUACAGUUUUUUAAGAGAAUAUUUCCACAUUCCGGAAACGUAUUCAGCAGUUUUAAAGAAAUGUGAAUUGAAAAACUAUUUGCAAGAUUUGGGCAAAACAAUGCUUAUUUAGGGGAGAAACAAAUCCUCUAAUUCCGCUAUUAUUACUAGCAUUUGCUGUAGCCAAUCUUUGGCUAUUUUAGCCAAAGUGAUGUCCAGUUCUCUUUUGUAAUAAAUCCACAAUUACUGCAUUGUGCAUCUUUUUAGUAAACUGUGGGUGUUGACAGUGACUGAUCUUAACUCCGUGAUUUUGUAUAGACUACCUUUCUAUGUAGUCAAUAUUAAGUCUUUCUUUUUUUUUUUUGUAUGUGCGUGUGUGGAACAUGCACUGCUAAUGUUUUUAAUGUAUUAGUCAGUUGGGGGAUCAUAUUUAUAGUGCCAAACUUAUCUUUUUCACAUCCUCUGUAAGUGAAAGUGGAACUAAUAGUGUCAAGAAUUUCCCCAUAGAAUAAGAACCCUGUUGUUGUUUUCAUAUAAAUGUGAUCAGGACACUAUGGGUAAUGUUAGAGAAUUUGUAGCAGCCCCAUAGAAGCCAUUGUAAAGUUUCUGCAGUUAGCUUUGUUUGAAAACUAGUUCAAGUUCAUCUGGCCCUGUGAGGGCCAGAUGAACAAACUUUUUUUUAUAGGUGAUGAGGGACAUGCCCUUUUGCUAUUGAAAACAAAUUGGCCUUUAGUGACUUGCAAUUCUCAAUCAUUAGCAUAAUUGUUUAUUUGAUUGCCAUAAUUUUUGAUUUGGCUUUAUCAAUACAUUGUUAGUUUAUUCUAAUUGUCAUCUGCCUCACACUGGAAUUUUGGAUGGUUGAAUAGAUGUUCCCAGAUGAGUUUGUAACCAGUUGUUUUCUCUUAUUCUAUAAAUACAGUAUUUGGAAUGCUGAAAAUGUUUUGUCUUGCUGUUGCUGUAAUUAAAAUGCAUACACUUGCGUCUUAUAUUUGUAUUCAAAAUGUAUUUGCCUUGUUUCACUUUUACCUGAAUUUGCUUUGUCAGUUUAUAUACACCCUGUUCAGCAGGGACUUGUAGUUCUGAUUCAUCAUGUUAACACUACUUCCUAAUCUCUAAGAAUCCAACAUUAAACUACUUCUCCCAGCAUGCCCAGUUUUAUCAUGCUCUGUUAGAAAUAUAUGGGAGGGUCCUUGUUGUGGUGUCUGCUUCUCAUUUGCUGCUGUGGGUUUGGUGGCCUCUUGCUAUUGGUGAAAGAGUACUCAACCCAUUUUUCUCUUGCACGAUGCUACUAAUGAAAGAUUUCCUCCUCCUAUGUGGCUAGUUGUAGAUUUGCUAAGAAGUGAAUGUUAAGUGAAAACUGUUCAUCUGAUCAUCUUUAAAAAAAAAAAAAAAAAAAAGAGAUGUGCAAGUGGAUAUGCUUUCUUGUGAUACCAAUCUGAAACCAGUGGAAUGGUUGUGAAAGCUGUGGGGUUAAAAACGGCUCUUAUCUUAUUCUUGUAUAGGUUCUUGCCCUGUAAAUAUGCUUCAUUAAAAUUGUGUGGUUUUUAUUUAUAUAUAAUUACUAUUAUACUAUUAAAUUUUAAAAAAAAUUAAAAAUAAAGAGAAAUUCUAGUUGAAAAAUGAACACUGACUAGGUAUAGAUUUCUUUUUUUUAUAAACUUUCAUUGAUUGAGCCGGUAUUUGGCAUAUUUUUGAUAGUCUGUAACAGUCUUAUAAUUUACAGAUUACUUGCAUCUCCUAGUCACUGCAAUGCCAUGUUUUGCGUUAAACUCCGGUUGCCAGCUAAUGAGGCGCCACGUUGCAACUUCACAUCACACCUGCCCGUGAGUCUCUGCUUGCGGAACUCGGCAGAAAACAGGGAGGUGAGAUCGUGAAUAACCUGCUGUAAUGUACUGGGCUGGCUGAGAGUGAUAGGAGUGUGAUUGAUGACAGCUAUCACACUCCUAUCAGGAACAGCACUGUAGCUGAUCCCAGCAUGAAGUGGUAGUCUGGAAGUGAUUUGUGUGAUUGCUGUCAGUAUGCAUGAUUGGUGUAGAUUAGAAAUAGUGUUGCUUUUUUUUUAAAAACGUGAAAUGUACAGAAUAUUGGCACUGGUUAUCAGCAAUCUGUCUGAAAGGCGACAGUUUAAUCUGCUUUGGCUCUGGGAAAAUAUCGGUCUAUCCCUAACAUUGACUGCAUUCAAUGUGUUUAACUAUCAUACAGCUAUGCUGUAAUCGGGAAAAAUUUGGGGGAAUACUACUCAAUGGCUUAGUAUUAUCUAUUUACACUUAAAUACACCUCGUGCUUAUAGACCCAUUCGCUGCUGGUGAUAAAGAAUGAAAUGCCAACUGCACAUUUUAGUUGUAUGUGGUUUUUAUUUAACACAGUAAUAGUUCUUGCAUCCUAGCGCACUUAAUACCUCGUUUGUCAUCUUUACUUAUUGUCCCUUUUUGAGCACUGCAUAUUCAGGGUGGUAUAGUUGUUUUUUGUUUUUAAUUUUUUUACAUACAGAUGAAGUUUCUAUUCUUCCAGAUUUAAACCUAUACAUAUCUGUCUUUAAAGUAUUUUGUUAUUUAUGCCAUUUCUAGGUUUGUUCUUAACCCCUUAAGGACUGGACUGUUUUUGCGAUGUUGUACAUUUGCGACCAGGAAUAUUUUUACACUUUUGUGGUGUUUGUGUUUGGCUGUAAUUUUCCGCUUUCUCAUUUACUGUUCCCAUACAAAUUAUAUAUUGUUUUUUUCAGGACAAAAUGGGCUUUCUUUACAUACCAUUAUUUAUAUAAUCUCAUGUAUUUUAAUUUUAAAAAAAUAUAAAAAUCUGAUGAAAAAUUGAAAAAAAUACAUGUUUUUUGACUUUUACUUGAAAAAUCUUUUACUCAUCUACAAAAGCGAAUGAAAAGAACUGCUAAAUAGAUUCAAAAUUUUGUCCUGAGUUUAAAAAUACCUAGUGUUUACGUGCUUUUUUGCUUUUUUUUGCAUGUUAUAGGGCUAUAGGUACAAGUAGGAUAUUGCGGUUUCAAAACAUACAUUUUUAAAAUUUAUCAAUAGUGACAUUGUAACACUAUUAUCUGUCAUAAAUCUCUGAAUAACACCCCACAUGUACAUAUUUUUUUUAAAGUAGACAACCCAGGGUAUUCAAUAUGGGGUAUGUCCAGUCUUUUUUAGUAGCCACUUAGUCGAAAACACUGGCCAAAGUAAGCAUUCAUAUUUGUUUGUGUGUGAAAAAAGUAAAAAAACUAAAUUGAACGCUAAUUUUGGCCAGUGUUUGUGACCAAGCGUUACUAAAAAAGACUGGACAUACCCCAUUUGCAAUACCUUGGGUUGUCUUCUUUUGCAAAUGGUAUGCCAUCAUGGGGGUAAUUCUCAUUCCUGGGCUACCAUACGCUCUCAAAGGCAACGUAACCAACCUGGCCAUUUUCAAUGUAAAAAUAUUUGACCCAUAUAUUUGACCUUGUAACUUUCAAAAAUGCUAUAAAACCUGUACAUGGGGGGUACUGUUUUACUCGGAGACAUCGCUGAACACAAAUAUUAGUGUUUAAAAACUGGAAAACGUAUCACAACAAUUAUAUCAUCAGUAAAAGUGCUGUUUGUGUGUGAAAAAUGCAAAAAAGUAACUUUCACUGACAAUAUCAUCGCUGUGAUAUGUUUUACUGUUGUGAAUCACUAAUAUUUGUGUUCAGCGAAGUCUCCCGAGUAAAACAGUACCCCCCAUGUACAGGUUUUAGGGUGUCGUAGAACGUUACAGGGUAAAAUACAGUGCUAGCAAAUUAAAUUCUCUGGAAUUUCGGCCUGGGUUGGCAGGCAGGUCCCUCAAAUUGCAAUCAAUAAAAUUACUGAAUUAUGUAAAAAUAUUACAUAAAUACGCACGUAGAAUUUAAAUAUAUAUGCAUAUUUAUAUAUUUGAAGUCUACGUGUAUAUUUAUAUAAUUAUUUAUGUAAUUUUGUAUAUGACGUAUGUAUAUUUCUUAUUAUUUUUAUUUAUUUUUAUAUACAUAGAUAUAUAUACAAAUUCAUUCUAAGUGUAUUUUGAUAUAAAUAUAUAUAUAUUAAUUUUAAAAUACAGUUAGAAUAAAAUUUCAUAUAGCUAUAUAAUUUUUUUAAAUUUUUUUAUUAUUAUUUUAAAAAUUUUUUAUUUAAUUUAAAUUACUUAUUAUUUAUAUUUUAUAAUAAUAUAUAUAUACAAUAUAUAUAGUUAUUAUAUAUAUUAUAUAUAUACGUGUGUAAUUUAAUUAUAAGUGUAUUUUUAUAUUAAUAUAAGUACAUAUUAAUAUAAAAAUACACUUAGUAUGACAUUAUAUAUAUAUGAUAUAUAGACAUAUAUUAUAUAGAUAUAAUAUAUGUCUAUAUAUCAUAUUUAUACAUAUAUAAUUAUUAUUAUUUUUUUAUUACCAUUAACUUUAAUUUUUUUUCUGAUUUUACACUAGCAGGGAGACUGCCUGUCAGUACAGGCAGUCCCCCUGCAGGCAGACACAUGGACACCUAUUGUGACCAUGUGAUCGCUGUGUUAAGCGAUCACAUGGCCACAGGGGUCCUAAUCUGCCGUGGGGAGACUGUCUGGGCUGCAGGCAGUCUCCCCACAACCGGAGGAACACUGAUCGCCGCCGGGGGAACGACGGCGAUCAGGUAAGUAGCCCCAGACCGUUUGGACGGUUCAGGACCGUCAUCGGUCCUCAAGGCAAAAAUGCCGAUGACGGUCCUGAACCGUCCUCGGUCCUUAAGGGGUUAAAACUCAGAAUGGUAAUGAAAUCCAAAUAGCUGACUCUUGAAUAUACUUGAGCUAGAGAAUUUUCGAGAUUCACUAUUUAGUAUGAAUUUAGAAAUUUGUAUUUUUGCUGCUGUGUUUAGUCUAAUGAUUAACCCUCGUGAAUUCCAAAGUGCUUAUGUAAAAAAACCUAGCUUUUAUAUGUGUAGGGUUUGUAAACCUCAAAUUGUGUUAUGUAAUUUUUAUUUUUAUUUUUUUUAUCACUCAAAACUCAUUCUAGCAAACUAUAUAUUUUAAUUGAGUAAUUUUUCAAUUUUUUACAAGUAUUGUUUGAUUCUAAAUCUUAUUUAAUUCCCCCCUCCAGGUGUGGACACUGCAAAAAACUUGCUCCUGAGUAUGAGAGUGCUGCAACCAGACUGAAAGGAACACUGUCACUGGCUAAGGUAGGUCUUCAUCCAUAUAGUGUACUUUUUUACUUAUUUUUUUUAAUUUAUUUUAUUUCUUGCUCUUACCGGGCCUUCGCUGCCUGCUAAGGGAUCAUUCAAUUCCAAUAGAGAAGCAUUUUAUUGGGACAUUCUAUUGACUCAGUGCGCAUGCAUGAGCUCUGAGCUAGGGAGGGAGGUUUUUUUUGUUUUGUUUUUUUUUCUUAGUUUAAAAAUAAAAAUAAAAUACAAAAUUGCUAUCAACACAGAGAGGGAGGGGAGCUCAUUGCGCUUUUUGCCAGUGUGCUGUAAGCACUGGCAACAGGCAUUUUUACAGAAUUAACAUUAGGCAGCUAGAACAGAGUACUUGCAUGUAUAAGUCAUGUGUGCUGGGGUUGCAAAUAGUCCCCAGCACGAAAAUAUAGAUUACUUUGCAUGUACAGCGUUUCAAAUGGAAAUGCUACACAGGCUUCUAUCAACAUGACCACGUCUAAAAGCAGAAGUGGUUGGGCUAGCUCUUUAUCUGCAUAUAUCUAGUGUUCUCUACUCCAAAUUUUUGUAUGUACGGAGCUGUACCAACAGCAAAGGCACAGACCUUUUGCAAUCAUACAUAUUUUUCAAUUGCUCUUAUCCACCCAAAGCUGUUGGAUAAUGUGACUUUGAAACCUCUGCAUUAUUGGUACGGCAGGUGUUGAGCUGGGCUUUGUAUAGUACAUCACUUGCGUUCAUUCUAAAGAGCAUACAGAUUAAUUUAUGAACAGUGUUGGCAUCAUUACUAGGGGUAGUAUAGACUUGGAGAAAAAUAUUUUUUUCAUUGAUAUCUUUAACAGAAACACCCACCCCCUUAGCCAAUCAUAAAGUGGACCUAUCACAAAGAGUUUACUUUUGGCACAGUGAAAUGCGUUUGUGUGUGUGUUUGUGUGUGUGUGUGUGUGUGUUUUUUUUUUUGUUUUUUUUUUUUUCCUUUCAAAAGUUUAAAAUCACUUCAAGCUGAUAUGGCAACUAACGCAUCAAUUGAAGCAACUUUCUAAUGGGAACUAACUUUCUAUGAAUCUCUUUCCCUGUAUUUAGCAAAUAUAAUUUUGCAGAGGGUAGAAAUCUAGAUCACUCUAUACUGUAUCUCCACCUUGGCUCCCUGUCAGUAAUUGUUAUAAGCAGUCAGCAUAGCGAAAGCGUUUUGUGAACUGUAAUGUCUUGCUAAAUAUUUACUGUAUAGAUACAGUCACAGGUGAUUUUUCAUGUCAUAUUUGAAAUCCAGGGAAGUAACAAAUUUGAACCAUUUCUCAGUAAUCCAUUUAUUGGACAUUGGCUUGUGUUUGUUAAAUUGAUUAUUAAUAUACUGGUAGGAGUUUGAUACGAAAUGGGAAAAUGGCUUCCAUUUUGAAGAUUGGUAUGUAUUAUUACAUUUAUGUCCCUCGUCCAAACUUUCAUGUUUCAGUAGAAAGCAUGCAAACCUAGUCUAGCUUGGAGACAAUAGGUUGUGACCUCUAAACGUAUCACAGAUGACAGUCAAUGUCUGCUAUGGACUGCCUUUUCUGGUCAGCUGGGUGCAUAUGCUGAUUUUUUUUUUUUUUUUUUUGUGUGUUUAUAUGCAGGUUUCAGGCCCGAUCGACUGAUUUUUAUUUUUAUUUUAUUUUUUGCACCACCUCCCUAAGACCUUUUGAGCUUUCCUGCGGUUCAUAUACUGCUCUGCUCUCUAAUUGGGUAGUUCAUUAAACUUCUUAUUCUGUGUCAACUGCUCAUGGGCCACAUUGCCAUAGACUGGGCACUCCUGGCUUUCAGUUUAGUUUCAUUUAAUUGAUUUAAAACUCUGUAGUCUUCUGGCCUGAGUAGGGCAACACAACAUAUAUGUAAUUGUAUUAUGUCAUGAUCAGCUCUAGUGAAAUAGAUUUCUCCUCUGUAAAGGGUGUUUUAUAAAAGAUUAGCAUCCAUAGUAAUAGUUAUGUGCCUGGAUACUAAAAUGUGUACUGUUGUGCUAAAUACUGUAAAUAUUACUGUAGGUUUUCCAAAUUAAACAGCACUGUUAAUUCAAUGUUACUCGUAUAGUCAUUCCACUAAACUGAUUGGAUAUACAGCUACUAAAUAUUGCCCUGUGGUAAAGUGUAUAUUUUAGAUUUAUUUUUUUUCCUUCUAAAUUGCUGUGCUGUAUUUCUCUUGCUUACAUUUUCCCCUUCAUCUUACAGGUUGACUGCACAGCAAACUCUGCCAUCUGCAACAAAUAUGGAGUCAGUGGCUACCCAACACUGAAAAUUUUCAGAGAUGGUGAAGAGUCUGGAUCAUAUGAUGGGCCAAGGACUGCAGGUAAAUUAAAUGGAUUUUUGUGUUAGAUCUCCACUCUUCUCAGGAAAUUUUAAAUGACAGUGGAUGCACUAGUGUUCAUGCUUGGAGUGAAUACCUGAUACUUGGCUAGUUAAAUGGCUGGGUGUAAAACCUCUCCAUGCCUCUCAACUAAUCAGGCUGUUAGUACUGCUUAAUUGGCUGGCGUUCCUUAGCUUGCAUUUAAGGCUACUGUGAACAUUAAGUUUCCAACAAGGCAAAGGAAAGGUUUUUUUUUUACUGUAAGAACAAUCAGGAUGUGGAAUUCUCUGCCUGAGGAAGUGGUUUUAUCAGAGUCCAUACAGAUGUUCAAACGGCUACUAGAUGCAUACUUGCAAGAACAGAAUAUUCAAGGAUAUAAUCUUUCAAUGUAGGCUAAUAACUGCUUGAUCCAAGGAUAAAUCUGACUGCCAUUCUGGGGUCAAGAAGGAAUUUUUUUCCUAGUUUGUUGCAAAAUUGUGCUUCAAACUGGGUUUUUUUGCCUUCUUUUGGAUCAACAGCAAAAAACAAAUGUGAGGUAGGCUGAACUUGAUGGACGCAAGUCUCUUUUCAACUAUGUAACUUGUGGCUGACUAAACUGGGGCAAGCCCCAUGAUUUGUGUGGGUUUGCACUGGGUCCACCAGCUCAGUAUGCUUUGCUAUCUUUGUCCAGACUGUUUUCUGGCCUCCCUUUUGAACUACAACCUCCUAACCUUAUUCUUCCACUCCUCCCUUUCUCCUGCCUGUGAAAAGAAUCUUUAAACAUCUGAUAUUUACACAGAGCAACUCACUCCUACCUCUCCCGUUUAACAUGCCUGUUCAAGUCUCACCUCAGCACAACAGAAGCCUGACAUUUGUGCUAGAGUAGAUUGUCCCCACCACGCAAACCAGCUAUCUUCAAAAGUGCUACUGCAUUGAGCAUCUUUAAUGGUGCAUUCAUACUAGGGAUCGAUCGAUUCAUUAAAAAAAAAAAUAUAUAUAUUUUAUUAAGGUAAAUGCACAAAAUAUACAUGCCAGUCAGAUUUUUUUUUUUUUUUAAAUAUUCUUUAGUCCCCCCUCCCUGCUUCUUACUUGGCAUGGGAGGGGGAUAUAGCAUUCCCUGGUGGUCCGGUGGCAUGGACUGUGCAGAGGGAGCCCAGCACACUUUUACUUGCCUUCCUAGCAGCUAACCUGUCUAACUCUUGUAGCCUGUGUGCCGCGCGGAGCUUUGCCAUGGUAACCCGUGGCAACGCUCUUGCGGCCGCUGGACUCGUGAGAGUUAGACAGGGGAGCUGCUGGGAAGGUAAGUAAGAGUGUGCUGGGCCCCCCAGGAUCCUGAUGGCGGCCCUGGUCUGCAUUAUUGGCAUCUUUAUUGCCCGAUACGAUAUUGCUGAAAAUACAGAAUGUCAGCCGAUAAUAUCAGCCAGACUGAUAAUCUGUCGAUCGCGAAUUCAUACUUCUGUCAUACACAUGCCUACUACACAGGGACCGCUGGCCCCACUUUAGAUCCUCAGUCAUAUUAAGCUGCUUUCAUUCAGUAUAACAAUGAUGUCUCUACUCCUUCUGUUUCUUCCAACACUUCAAACUUUUUACACUUCCCUCUCUGCGCUCCUAACACAUAAUUUAGUGACUCUUAACCAUAACAAAUAAAGCCUGUUUAUUAUUUUAUCAUUUCUAGCACAUAUUCGCACUGGCCUGCAUUGUGUCAGGUGCAUGUGCUACUUCCUAUAUUCUUUGAGCUUAAUAAGUCAGGUGUCCGUUUUGUUGAAAACUUGUUCAUUCUUUGGCUGAGAGUCAGAGCUCUCCCAAGACAAUGAAUGAGAUAAAUGCCUACAUUUGCAUCUGAUUUCUGUGCGAAUGUUCAAUAGGACCAAAGUAAAUGUCAAAUCAUGCUAAAACAAAUUAACUUUAAGUACUGUAAAGGCAAGUCUACUAUAUAACCUUUUACAAUCUUAGUAGGUUUUUAUAUUUAUAUAAUCUAUCUCUAUAUCAAUCGUAUUUCCCCUUUCUUAUCUUUAUAGAUGGUAUUGUCAGCACUAUGAAGAAACAAGCUGGCCCAGCCUCUGUGGAUCUUCGAUCUGUAGAAGAGUUUGAGAAAUUCAUUGCAGACAAAGAUGCUGCUGUUGUUGGUAAGUGGAAAUCACUUUUUAAUAAAAUUAAAAUUCAAAGCACAAAACAAUGUAUGCUUCCCUUCUCUCCAUUUCUUUCAGUCUUAAUGGGUGACUCUACUUAACGGAAUUGUGAGAUUGCUUCAAAUGUGAACCCACACACUGCCUCCGUAGUUGCAGGGCAAGUUGCAUGCUCUUGCCCCGCAAAAGGCACUUGAUAGGCGUGUUUGUAGGACAGUCAUACUAUAAUGCAAUUUCCACAGCUCAAAGCACAAAUGGAAACGUUGAUGAGCAACUUGCAGCCAACCUAGAGGUGUUUGUUUCUCCUUUUUUUUUUUUUUUUUUUUUUUUUUUAAUACUUGCUAUUGCAUGAUUAAGGGAGCUAGAACCAUUUAGCAUUACUACUGCAACUUGGGUAUUCCAGGAGAAAAUGACACCUCCCAUUUUCUCAAGCAAGUGCUAUUGGCUAUAAUUCAGACAGGAUGAGUAUUGACCACGCAGGAUUUUAAUUGCAGGUGCAAUAGUUAUUUUCUGAUAAAUACUUCCUUAUAGCCAUACCAAUGGAUGCUGUAAUGGCUGAUUAAUUUCUGCCGGACUCUCCGUCGCAGGGCCACCCAUUGCUGCUCAAGCAAAUGGUUUCAUUAAUCAAAGCUGCACAGAAGGGGAAGGCUGAAAAUAGUGCCUGUGCUAUUUCUCAUAGUUUCUCUUUUCAUACACCUCCCUUUUUUCUUUUCUUUUUUUUUUUUUCUCAAGCCCUGUCGCAACAUACAUAUUUUCUUCCUUUUUUAAUACAAUGCAUCAAAUCUAUAGUAAGUUUUGGAAGUGUGAGGAAGUCUGAUAGUGGAAUCAGACUCGGCUACCAUUCAGAAAGAGACCAACACUAAAGGUGGGAUUAGCUCUGUUUUAAGAAAACAACAAAGCAAAAAAAAAACCCUGCUGUGCUAUAGAGCUAUGACCUGGCAAGGCAACCAGACCACGUCACUGAGCUAGUGUUCUUGUUACAUAGUUGUUGAGGUUGAAAAAGACCAAAGUCCAUAAAGUAUGCUGUUGGUCAAAAAAAGGCAAAACCCAAUUGUAGUGAUUUUAGUUAUGCCACAUAAAAAUGGAUCAACAACUGUUUACGUGCAUAUCAAUUUUAUCCUUGAACAUUAUGUUGAGGCAUUUUUAAUAAAAGGUGGGCAUAGAGGUUGUCUUGGCAGAUUCUUCAACAUCUUUAUUCUUGCUGUAAAAAUGUUUUUCCUCUGCUAUUAGCAAAAACCGAUUUCUUUCAGUCUUAAUGGGUGACAUCUUCUCUGUUAUGUAUUCCUGCUAAUGAACAGGUUAGCACAUAGAAGUUUGUACUGUGUGUAUUGCUAUCCCAUCCUCUCUGAGGUGCCUUUUUUCUGAAGAAAACAAAUUCAGUUUUUCUACCUUUUCCUUAUUGUUUAAAAGCCCAUUCCUUUGCCUCUGCCAGUCUUUGAAAGAAAGUAUACAGAAAAAAGGAGAAAUUAAAUGUUUGUUUCGCCUUUUUAUUUUUGUGUUCACAUUACCAGUUUAGACAAUGCAAACUGCUGUAUCAUUACUAAAAAGUUGACAGAAAAACAAAAAAUUAUUUAUUUAUAAAAUAUUUUACCAGGAAAGAUACAUUGAGAUUUCUCUCGUUUUCAAGUAUGUCCUGGGUCCACAAAUCAUUGCAUUGUUACAUUAGGUACAACAAAAUAAAAAACAAUAUUAAUACACAAUAUAUACAAAAUUUAACAUAGAACAGGCAGGAAAUAUAUAAUCAACCAUGACACGUGCAUUCUGUUUUGAGGUAUGUAGAGAGGGAUCUCUUAAAUGACUUUAGGCUUAGGGAAGAUUUUAAAUUGUGCGGGAGGUCGUUCCACAAUUGCGGUGCUCUGUAGGAGAAGGAGGAUCGGGCCGCUUUCUUUUUGUAUUGAGGUAGACUAAGUAAAGUGCUUGUACUGGAUCAGAGCUUAUAGAAAGUGGGAACAGCUGGGGAAAGCAUUUUGUUCAGGUAGGGUGGGAGUUUCCCAGAAAAGCUCUUAAAAACAAGGCUGGAAAGAUGAAGGGUGCGUCUGGAUUCCAGCGACAGCCAGUUUAGUUCCUUUAGCAUGUCACAAUGAUGGGUCCUGUAAUUACAUUGUAGCACAAAUCGGCAGAACGAGUUAUACAAUGUGUUGAGUUUAUUAAUGUGGGAUUGCGAUGCAGACGCAUAUACUACAUCCCCAUAAUCAAUGAUUGGCAUCAGCAUUUGCUGUAAAAUCUUUUCCUUUACUUGUAGGGCUUAGGCAGGCUUUGUUUCUGUACAGGGCACCUAAUUUUGGAUAAAGUUUAGAUGCAAGCUUUUCUAUGUGCAGGCCAAAAGAUAGAUUGGGGUCUAAUAUCAUACCCAAGUAUUUGAAAGAGUGGACUGCGGUCAGUGUACCAUUUGAAUUUGUUUUGAUGGAUAGGUGGGGAUUGUGUAAUUUGUGUAAUUUAGGUACUGUUCCAAAGAUCAUUGUGACAGUUUUGUCAGUGUUCAGGAAGAGUUUGUUUUUUGCGAUCCACUUUUCUACCUCUGUAAACUGGUCUUGGAGCAAAGCCUCAAGUUGCGGUAGAUUGGAUUUGCUCGCAUAGAUUACCGUGUCAUCUGCGUACAUGUGUACAUUUGAGGAUUGGCAGACAUUAGGCAGAUCAUUUAUAAAUAAUGUAAAUAGUAGGGGGCCGAGAAUGGAACCCUGGGGAACACCACACGUGACUGGGAGAGGGAGGGAGUCACUGUCUGAAAUGGACACACAUUGCGAGCGAUCCGAUACAUAUGAUCGAAACCAGUUUAAAGAAUGAUCACAAAUACCUGAGUUUUCGUGUUUGUGCAGUAGAAUGUCGUGGUCUACUGUGUCAAAGGCCUUAGCAAAAUUAAGGAAAGGCUCCAGUUAGGGCUCCUUGUUCCAUGCCAGUUUGGAUGUCAUUGCAAACUUUUAGGAGGGCAGUUGUAGUGGAGUGAUUCUGGCGAAAGCCCGAUUGAUCAGGGGUCAGAUAGUUUAAUUGUUAGUAGAACUCACAAAGUUGCGUAUGGACACAUUUUUCUAAGAUUUUUGACAAUACUGGGAGCAAUGAUAUUGGGCGAUAGUUAGAAACCAAAGUAGUGUCGCCACUUUUAUGGAUAGGCACUACUCUCGCAGUCUUCCAAAGUUUGGGUAUGUAUCCAGACACCAAGGAUUGGUUAAUUAGAGUUGAGACGGGUUUAGCAAUUGCCGGCGCACUGAGCUUCAACAGCAUUGCUGGGAUUUGAUCAGGUCCGGACUGGUUUUUCAUUUUUAGAUUAUUAAGAUGUUUUUUAAUGACACGAACAGGUACAGGUCUAAAAAUAAACUUAUCUAUAUUGGGCCUUUGCAAAUUUAGUGGGGCCUGAUCCACAUUUGUAGUUUCAGGAUGUGUGUCAUUUAUUAGCUUGGCAAUCAGGGCAGUAGAGCAUCCGACAAAAUAAUUGUUAAAGGCAUUUGCUACAUCUAAGGGAAGUUGCAGGGUUUGGUUACCCACUUUGACAGUGGAGGAUUGGUGGAGUUUGUAGUUUAUUUAUGACUUUCCAAAAGUUUCUAGGGUUUGAGAUGUUACUGUUCAGAUUUUCAUAGAAAUAUUGGACCUUGGCCAGUUUUGUCUGUUUUGUGCAUAUAUUUCACCAUUGUCUAUAUGCACCGUGAUCAUUCAUAGAGCCAGUACGCUUAAACUUUGACCACAAAGAAUCCCGAAACUGGUACAUUUGGAUGAGGUCAGCUGUGAUCCAGUUCAUAUGCGCUCCUUUUACCCUCACCUUACGCAGCGGGGCAUGCAAAUUCCAAAUCUGUAGGAGUUCAGACUGAAAGUAUUCAACAGCACAGUCUAGAUCUGGGAUAAUGUUUAAUCUGUGCCAUGAGAGAUUCUUGAUGUCAUUUAAAAAGGAUUCAAGAUUAAAUUUUUUGAAGGACCUAGUUAUUUUAACCUUGGGAGAGGAUUUAAUAGCCUUUAUUUUGCGCACGCAGUACACUAAACAGUGAUCACUGAACGUGUUUGGGAGAACACCAACCUCCUGGAUUCUAUCAGGAGAAGUGGAGAGAAUCCAAUCUAGCAGGGUAUGGUUAUGGCUUUUAAUGUUUAUGCGAGUUGGGGAGGAGAUUAAUUGCGUUAGCUGCAAAGUCUUAAACAGCCUGCAAGAACUAUUAUUUUUAUGGUUCAGCCAAUCAAUAUUAAAAUCUCCAAAGACCAACAGUUCACUUUUUGGGUUUUGAGCUAUGGUUUCACUAAGGAGAUGGGCUAUGUCAGAAAGGGAAUGCACAGGGGAGCUAGGUGGGCGGUAGAUUCCUGCAACAAUGAUUGAUUUACUGCACGGGAUCUCAAUUGUGCCAGAAAGGAAAUCAAAGAUGGCAGGAGGACUAAGGUUUUGUAAAGGGGUAAACUUUAUGGAAUUGUCAACAUAAAUAACAAUGCCUCCUCCUCUCUUUGCUCUGUCAUUUCUAAAACAUGAAUAACCCUGUAUUGCAAUGGCGGUGUCUGGUAUUUUAGCCGUUAACCAUGAUUCUGAGAGCACAAUGAUUUUUGGUUUGUAAUGGGAACACCAGGCUUGCAGUGCAUCCAGUUUAGGGAGUAAACUACGGAUGUUGCAGUGCACAAAAGAGGCCUUUUUUUUUUUUUAGUGGGGAGAUGAGGACUAGAAUUAGCUGGGGGACCAGGGUUAGACUCCACAUCAUUUGCAAGGGCAAGUAACAUAAGGAGUAGGAAUUUGGACAUCAUCUUUGUUUGGCCAUAUAGUGAAUGGGAUACUUUAUAAUUUUGUGAGUUUGUGGUAGGAGGGCUAUUUUUUUAUAACUCUGCACCAGCACUCAGCAGAUAAGUUAAAGGAACAGAGCAGGCCAUGGUGUAUGAUAAUUUGUGUUCCAGUUUGAGGUGUGUGCUUAUGCUGGUAGUGGUGUGAACAAAAUUGGAUUGAGAAAAGGGUUAUUAAGAAUAACAGUAUGGUUAUAUUGGGAUUCAUGUUAGUGGUAUGAGGUGUGUAGUUGAAAAUGAAACAGAAAUUGUGAGAAUUUUUUUUUUUUUUUUUAAAUAGAAGUAUAUGGUUUUGGUGUGUGAUAUAUCUAUUUGUAGUGAGAGAGGGUAUGUGUUCUAUAGGGUUAAGAGAUUGAAAGGGUGUGCUGAUCAGUGGUUGCACCUGUCAUUUCAGUAGAUUGAAAGUUGUGUGGGAGACUAUCUAUAAAUGAGAAAAUGACCAUGGGGUGGGAGGGAAAAGUCAGUCUUCCAGAAGGCUACCUGUUUCAAAUGGCCAUGGAACAGCUGAUGGAGUAAUUCCAGUUAUAAGCAAUAUUUUGAGGCAAAGUCCAGAGAUGUGUCAGUGCCCCUUAAUCUAAAUGUGAAAACCAUACUUUGGCUUGGUAUUCUGUAAUUGUACACUAAUGCAGGAGCCAGUUUACAUUAAGAGAUUUUGAUUUUAUUCCAUUUUAGGUUUUUUCCGGGAUCUGUAUGGAACAACUCAUUCUGAAUUCCUAAAAGCAGCCAACAGCCUCAGGGAGAACUUCCGCUUUGCUCACACAGAUGAGGAUGAGCUUGUGAAUAAAUAUGAUUCAAAUGGAGAGUACGUUAAUUUUUUUUUAAAUUUUUUUUUUUGGUUUGUUUGUGUGUUUUUUUGUUUUUGUUUUUUUUAUGUGCUUGAAACGCAUUGUAAAGCUAAUUGAAUGGCAAAUAACUUUUCAUAUCUCCCAGUCAUGCCUAUUUUUCUUUGCAAUACUUGAAUCUCAUACUGUUUUUUUGUGUAACCCAUAUAGCUCUACUGCUAGAAUGAGAUUAAAUGCUUGGUAACGAUUAGUCACUUGGCUGUUGAUGUGAAUGUAGAAGAUGCUUAUAAUUUGUCUAAGUUGCUUAGCCAAACUGUAUCAUUUUCUUUCAGCUUAUCCCUAGAAGUACAGCCGCUUGUGUUUGUAUUCUGAAGCACUGGGAAAAAUAUGCAUGAAACAGAAGUCAUUGCUUUACAACUAAAAGUUUGAUUAUUUUUGGUAGUAGUGUUGUCCUAAAGCAAAUUUUAGGAGGGCAAUAGAAUUAUCCAUGGAAGAGUGCUUUGAUUACAUCCUUUAAAAACAUCAUUAAUGAUUUUUAAAUAAGCAUGUCCCAUGUUUCUAUCAGAUAUGCCGGUCUGCUUCUUGGUCCCUCCAAUGCUACGUGUGCUGGAAAUGUCCAUUUUUAAUACUUUUGUGACAGAUUAAAUGCUGUUACUAUCAUGUUACUGUAUUUGCAAAAAGUAGGUCAACUCCUUCAGGACAAGACAUUUGGCAAACUCAGUGGCUUGUGUAAACACUGUCUGUGCACAAUUUACUUCAACACAAGCAGAACAGUUGUAUAACUCUGAAAAUGGCUUAUUUCAUUACUAGAAUUUUGCAUAGCAGAAAGUGUUUUAGAGGAAACCUAUUCAAUAGAUAACAAUGCAUGCUUUGCAAACCUUUCCACCUAGGAGCUAAUGUAAGAAAUUGAGACAAUCUAGAGAGCACUGUCAUUAAUUCAGUGAAGACACUGUAAAUAUCAAGACUGCUUUGUACAACCUCUACCAUCAGCCUGAGAAUGGAUAGGAUAUCUCUUGUCACAAUUUAAAGGAAAACGGAAAUAUUUUAAAACUGGACCUGUAUUUGAAAGUGUUUUCUCAUCUCCAGGGGUAUUGUCAUAUUCCGCCCUCCUCGGCUAGCAAAUAAAUUUGAAGAUGCCACAGUCUCAUUCCCUGCCCAUGAGAAAAUCACAAGCACCAAGAUUAAAACUUUCAUCCAGGAAAACAUGUAAGUGACACUUGGCAUAAUCUGUUUAACCCAUGCCUCAUUACAAAUUGUCUGAUCUGGUCAUUUUGUACCAUCAACCCGAAUUUGCAGCCUGGAUCUGAAGGUGGGAGAGUGGUCAUAAGUCGGAUAUGGCUGUUUUUAUAUUACUCACUGGGCAAAAUACCUUGUGAAAUUGUAUUGAAUGCUUCUCUUUAAUUUCAGAUUUGGCAUCUGCCCUCACAUGACUGAAGACAAUAGAGAACAGAUCCAAGGAAAGGACUUGCUUGUGGCCUAUUUUGAUGUUGAUUAUGAUAAGAAUGCAAAGGGAUCAAACUACUGGAGAAACAGGUAAGUAAGUCUGUAUAGAGAAUUGUAAUCUGAAUUGCUAAUUUCAAAACAGUUUGUAAGCUUCCCAAAACCAUUUUACAUUCAAGAUAUCAAUUCCUAGAAAACCGCUUGAUUUGAUUGACUUAAACAAUCUCUUCUUAUUCCAGAGUAAUGAUGGUAGCAAAGAAGUUUGUAGAUGCUGGCAAGACCCUGAAAUAUGCCAUUGCUGAUCGUAAAGCCUUUGGACAUGAUGUGACCGAGCUUGGUCUGGAUGCCAAUGCUGGAGAUCUCCCCCUUGUUGGAAUUAAAACUGCCCAAGGAGAGAAAUAUGUUAUGCAGGAGGAAUUCUCGUAAGUCUUACAUGUAGCUUUGCAUAUUCUUGAAUACAACUUUCUACUGAGAGGUUUUUGUUUCAUAUAUUGACCACAUUUUCAUAGUGAAACUUCUUGAUUACUUCCUUAACAUAAAUGACAGCAUUCUUGUUUAUGGAAAGCUUUCUAAGCUCUCAAAUCACUGUAAAAUAUGGAGGAUGUUCAAUUGCAGCCCACUGGCCAUAAGUUUAUAUGGUGACUACUUAUCUGGGUAAAACAAUGGAAAUCAUAUAGCUUGUGUUGUACAUUUGAAUGAAGGUUAAUUGGCAGUAUUCUAAAUACACUUUUUACUCUCCUGGUAUCACUAGCCGUGAUGGAAAGGCCUUGGAGAGAUUCCUUCAAGAUUACUUUGAUGGUAAGCUGAAGAGAUACUUGAAAUCAGAAUCAAUUCCUGAAAACAAUGAUGGUCCGGUCAAGGUAAGUCUUCAGAACAUCAGAUUGGUUCUUGUCUCCUUUGUAACCUCUCUCUCUCAUAUAACUUUUUUUUAAUGAGAAUUAAUUUUGUAUUAGGUGGUGGUAGCUGAAAACUUCGAUGAAUUGGUUAAUGAUGAAAGCAAAGAUGUCCUUAUUGAGUUCUAUGCUCCUUGGUGUGGACACUGUAAGAACUUGGAGCCCAAGUACAAAGAGCUUGGAGAGAAGGUAUGUACAUGUUUAUGUACCUCAGCUGUAACUGGCUUUAAAUCUGCAGUUUCUGCUGGGGAAAGCCAGCCAUUCUCAACCCAGGAUUUGUUUAUGGUACUCUGUCACUCUAUUUGCAAUGUUUUUGACUCCCAAUGAGCCUUCUUUCUCAAUAGUGUUUCCUCUCUCCCUUUUUAAUUUUUUUUUUUUUUUUUUUUAAACCUGAAACUUGAUCAUCCUUAGCCAUGCAGCCCAGGGUUAUCUUCCUCACACAUGCCGCAAGCCCUCUCCAGUUGCAUUUAUUUGUAAUGUGUUGAUGCUUAUACUAAAAAAUCUACUUGCUACCUCCCUUCAUUCACCUUGAAAAGUAGAAAACACAAGUAUAGGAUCCUGUCAAAAUGUACGAUUUCCUGCUAAAUGUUUAAACACAGGAAGAAAAACACUAAAGCAAAAAAGGCUAAUCAAAACGUCUGUUUACAGCUUGCCUUAGAUCCAAACAUUAUUAUUGCCAAGAUGGAUGCCACUGCCAACGAUGUGCCUUCUCCCUAUGAAGUCAGAGGGUAAGUUGCAUGAAUUGCACAGCCUGUGUAACCAUGGGCAGCCAAGUUGAAGUUUUAGAGCACUAGCUGAAACUACAAGUGAUUGUUUGUAAUAGACCCGUGAUCCUCCAUGGUGUCUCAGGAUUCAGUGUUCUCUCUACCACUUCGAAAUAAGAGGUAGAAUUGGCAAUACCUGGUAUUUUGCUGUAUUCAUAGAAAUGGUAUACUUAUUCUAAUAACUGGUGCAACAUGGUUAUAGCAAAACAAUAAGAGGAGCCUGGGUUGGAUUAAUGUCCUUAGAUGCUAAUCAUAGGAUACAUGAAGAUGUUCAUCCUUGGGCAAACCCCCCUUUCCCACCCCCCCCCCACCCCCCUAUUCUGCAAUACUCAGCUGAACUAUUUAGAAUCCCUCGAACUUGCUGGUAGGGUAUUUCAUAUUUUCUUUUUCUCUACAGAUUUCCUACUAUUUACUUUGCACCAGCUGGAAGUAAACAAAAUCCAAAAAGAUAUGAGGUGAGUUGUUCGUGUAUUAAAAUGGUAAAAUUAGAUCACGAUAUUUUGUGGCUUUUAUUUUAUAGGACUUGGAAGGAAUGGUGCUUGUUCUGCAUUAAUACGGUGUAUAUCUCUGAAAAGGCUGACUUGAUUGUUAGAAUUAACCUAGGAUUGGCUUUAUUAGAAUUGUGUGUGGUUGUUUUAAAAAAAAAAAAAAGAAAAAUCUAAACCGUGUCCAUUCAUUUAAAUGUAUAGCAUUGGAGCAGAAAGUAGGCCAUUGUGAGCUUGACUCAACUUUGAAAUUCCUUUGCAGGGGGGCCGAGAGGUCAGUGAUUUCCUCAGCUAUCUGAAGAAGGAGGCAACAAAUCCUCCAAUCGUUCAAGAAGAUGAAAAGCCCAAGAAGAAAAAGAAACAAGAGUUGUAA
Messenger RNA from Pelobates cultripes (western spadefoot toad), 20233 nucleotides. The record is from the annotation of a GenBank genome assembly. Lineage: Eukaryota; Metazoa; Chordata; Amphibia; Anura; Pelobatidae.